CUUUCACUCCGACAUCUUGACGGUGGGACAUCAUGCCUCCUAAGGACGCCAAGGGGAAGGGGAAGGAUUCUGGCAAGUCCAAAAAGGACAAGGAUCCAGCCAAUAAAUCUGGAGGCAAAGCCAAAAAGAAGAAGUGGUCCAAGGGAAAGGUGAGAGAUAAGCUUAACAACCUGGUCCUAUUCGACAAGGCCACUUAUGAGAAGUUGAACAAGGAAGUGCCCAACUACAAGCUCAUCACACCAGCUGUUGUGUCUGAGAGGCUAAAAAUCAGAGGCUCUCUGGCCAGGGCUGCCCUCCAGGAACUACUCAACAAAGGCAUGAUCAAGUUGGUGUCGAAACACAGAGCUCAGGUGAUCUACACACGUAACACCAAGGGUCCUGAUGAGGAGGGUGGUGUUGUGGUUCCAGACAAGCCUGAGAAGGCAGAGAAGCCUGAAAAGGCGGCAAAGGCAGAGAAGGCAUAAACAGGUUAUGCUGUUUUGAUUCUUGUCCAGCUGUUUUAUGUAAGGUGAAUAAAGUUUUG
Molecule: messenger RNA, 523 nt
Organism: Esox lucius (northern pike)
Lineage: Eukaryota; Metazoa; Chordata; Actinopteri; Esociformes; Esocidae
Gene: rps25
Product: ribosomal protein S25
Cellular component (GO): cytosolic small ribosomal subunit
Molecular function (GO): structural constituent of ribosome
Source: RefSeq, marked provisional